Peniophora sp. CBMAI 1063 is the source of this 1041-nucleotide messenger RNA. NCBI's taxonomy places the organism in Eukaryota, Fungi, Basidiomycota, Agaricomycetes, Russulales, Peniophoraceae. The record is from the annotation of a GenBank genome assembly.
AUGGCCCCAUCCACACAUACGGCUGUCGUCGUCGCAGAGCAGAAGACGGUAGAGGUGAAGAAGGUGGCGAUUCCGACGCCAGGCGAGGGCGAGGUCCUCGUCAAGGUCGUCGCCGCGGCGCUCAAUCCUACCGACUGGAAGCAUGUGAAGAGCGAUGUGCUAACGAAGCCUGGAGCCGUUUCUGGGUGCGAUUUUGCAGGCGUGGUCGAGAAGCUUGGCCCGAGUGCUAAGGGAGUGAAAGUGGGCGAUCGUGUCGCGGGAUUUGUCCACGGUGGAACUACGUCUAAUGGCUCAUACGCCGAAUACGUCGCUGCCAAAGCCGACAUCCUCAUCCAUCUUCCGGAGUCGUGGACGUUUGAGCAGGGGGCACAGCUUCCGAUCGCCAUCUAUACCACCUUCCAAGCUCUCUACCAAAGUCAAAGUCUACCUACACCUCUGGCCCCAACGUCCGACGGUACCCCUCUGCUCGUCUAUGGCGCCUCGUCGGCUGUAGGCCUCUAUAUUCUGCAAGUCGCGAAAGCCGCCGGGCUGAAGACUUACGCUCUCUGUUCCUCGAAGAACUUCGACCUGGUGAGGUCUUUUGGUGCCGUUGAGGCGUACGACUAUCACGACCCUGAGGUCAGCACCAAGAUCAAGGCUGCCUCGGGAGGUAGAAUCCGGUCUGCCGUCGAUGCCAUAUCCUCGACCGAUUCACUCAAGAUCAUCGUAUCCGCCCUGUCGUCUGAGGGCGGGAAGAUCGCGAUCAUCCCGUUCAAGGAAGUCAACAAGGCGGGUCUGGGUUCCAAAUAUGUCGCAGUACACUCUCUCGCGUACGAUCUGAUCCAUGACAGGAAGGACGCCCCUUCGCGCCUGGGUGAUGCGGCGGGAUAUGCCAAGCUUGCAACACAACUAUUGGUGUCGGGGAAAGUAAAGCCGACGCCUAUUCGCGUGUGGGAGAAGGGUUUGGAGGGAGUCGGCGAUGCUAUGGACUACAUGGAGGCCGGCAAGGUCAGCGGGGAGAAGAUCAUAUUCCGUAUCGCCGACACGCCUGGGCUUUCGUGA